Molecule: messenger RNA, 1524 nt
Organism: Acanthoscelides obtectus
Lineage: Eukaryota; Metazoa; Arthropoda; Insecta; Coleoptera; Chrysomelidae
Source: the annotation of a GenBank genome assembly
UCGAAUCGUGAGAUAAUCGAAGUACUUUAAGUAUACUAUAUUAUACCAUAUAUACAAUAUAUAGUAUGUGUCCUGGCUUUCAACAUUCUGUUACAAGAAAACGAUUAUCAAACAAAAGCAAAAUGAAGAGCGCUGCAUUUUUUGAAGUCGCGAUAUUGGUGACAUUUUUCGUUUAUGCUGCUUAUGCAGGUACUCGUAAUUAUUCCACCCUGAGUCAACAGGUUUUUUUUAAAAGUUGCAUGGAUGCCAAGUUGAAAGGAAUACAUUCUUCUGGUCUCUAUACAAUUCAGCCUGAUUACGCUCAUGAACCAUUCCUGGUGUUUUGCGAAAUGGAAGUAGAUGGAGGAGGCUGGACAGUUAUUCAGAACAGAUUUGAUGGUUCUAUCAAAUUUUAUCAAGACUGGCCUACUUACAAAGCAGGAUUUGGUAACCUAAGAGGGGAAUUUUGGUUAGGACUGGAUCGUAUUCAUGAAAUAACCGGUAUUUUCGUUAACGAACUACGAGUAGAACUGGAAGACUUUGAGAAUGAAACACGCUUUGCCAAAUAUUCUGUGUUUAGCAUUGGGUCCGAAGCUGAGUACUUCUCUCUUAAAGCUCUGGGAGGAUAUUCUGGUACUGCAGGGGAUUCAUUGGAGUAUCAAGCUGGUCAGAAAUUUAGCACCUACGAUCAAGAUCAUGAUAAUUCGGAGAAUAAUUGUGCCGUGACGUUUACCGGAGCGUGGUGGUAUAACGCCUGUCACAGGAGCAACCUUAAUGGAAACUAUCUUCGUGGUGAGAGCAACGAGUCAGGCAUGGUUUGGACAAAGUUUAGAGGAAUUAAAUAUAGCUUAAAAACAUCCAGAAUGAUGGUGAGGCCAAGUAGCGAGGGCAUAGAUUCAACCAUGGCUGUGGAUGCCUCGUAGCGAGUUGUUUUGACAACACCUUUGAUGCACGAUCGCGUAUAAUGAACGUAUUUUAGGGAUUUAUUAAGUAUUUACUUAGAAGCAACUCCAGUUAAUGCUCUUGUUUGAUAGUAGAUAUAGUAGUAGACAGAGUGUCAAUAAUCUAAAUUCUACGGUUGGUGUCGAUUGAAUAUCGAUAAAUGCAUUAAGUUUUCACGUUCUGUUAAAAGCAUCAAAUAGUAGUUCACCCCUAUAACAUCGGGGGCAAUGUAAUCAGUCGGCACGAAACGGUUUGUGAUUUAGGGGUGACAUUUGCCAAUAGGAUGCAUUUUGAUUAUCAUAUUACUCAAAUUAUGAAUAGUGAUAACAGAGCCUGAGGUUUUAUUAUUAGGAACUGUGAGCUAAUAAAAAACUGCAGUAAGAACAUUAUACUUGUAUUUCAUUAUUCAUUUUGUUGCAAAAACUAUUUCAAUCCAUGUAAAAUAAGCCCUGAAAAUUUAAGCUCGCCACGAUAAGUGUAUCAUGUCACAUUCGUUGUUGUGAUGCGAUAAACGUAAGAAACGCAAUAGAAUCCUUACCACGUACAAGUACAGAACCUAUUGUUUUUAGCCGCUGUAAAUAGCGAUUUACCGACAAAUGUGGC